AUGGAAGACCUGAAGAAUGAGCUUUCUCGAACAUCGCAAGGUGUCUGUUUAGCGAUAGAAUCGCUUUCCUACUGUGAUAAGGAUUUCCGAGUAGUUCAUGGUUCCCGCAUCAGUCAAGACUGGAAGUGGCGCAGUAAUGUUCUUGGAGUGUUUAAAGCACGCGAAAAUCAGUCUUUGGCCGAGAUCAUCAACGUUGUUGUACAUAACUAUGAAUUGGAUAGGAAUCUUUUACGAAUCACAUGUACCAAAAGUGGCGAGGAAUUUGCACCGGCCAAAGCAUUUCCAGAUCUCAAAGAGAAAUUACGAGAGGUGCUGCAUACAGUACUAUCAACCUGUUCCAUUCCCGUAUUGCAAUCGAUACAGAUGGUAGACCAAAUUAUGAAAGCGUUUGCUGACUCAGAUGUCCGACCGCCAUUUGCGAUACGAUGUUGUGGUGAAGAUAUCUUUAACAUCUACUCCCUUCUAAGAGAUUUCAACUACCACUAUCACACAAUCGGUGAAAUUAUUCAAUCUAAACUUCAAAUUCUGCAACCCUGCUUCGCUAGUCUCAAUGCCGAUCAUCUCCGCGAGCUUGAAGAGUUCCUGGGGCCCUUUCAAGAAACCUUCGAGUCAUUGGCUCAAGAACAACCUAAUUUUCAUAAGGUGCUACCCGAAUGGUAUGCUUUGAUGCAUGAAUGCCAUCCUUCAUCUGAAGAAAUAUCGCCACUUUUGAGAGAGUUGAAAACGAAGGCCAGUGAGCUUCUGAUCCGAGAGCAGUCAACGACUAUCACCGUUGAGCAUCGAAUUGCUGCAAUAUUCAAUCCUAGGCAUAACAGAAAGCUAAGCCUAAUUUGCACUGAUCAUGAGAGGUAGGU
Strongylus vulgaris is the source of this 854-nucleotide messenger RNA. Lineage: Eukaryota; Metazoa; Nematoda; Chromadorea; Rhabditida; Strongylidae. The record is from the annotation of a GenBank genome assembly.